AAUGGACUUAUUGACUCAACUCUAGAGAAGAAGACACCAAAAUUAAAGCCCUUUUUUGGUCUCCGUCUCCGACGACUAGCCGGUGGCUGAAACCCUAGCUAUCGGCCGGAAAAUGUCCACCACCAUCAUCAAACCUCUGCUCCUCCUUCUCUUCCUUGUCCACGCCGUCGCUUCUUCUCCGAUCCUGGGCCUCGAUUCCUUCCUUUCUCAAGAAUUCCGUCGAGACCCACAAGCUUCCAACGACACUUUCCUCUCCCUCCCUUCUUCGAUCAAGAAAUCCCUAUCAGUUUUCCAAAUCUCACCUUCAAUUUCCUCCCUCUUAUCAUUCCAGAUCUCUGUUCCAAUCACCAUCAAGCUCGUCGGAGCCUUCCCAUCCUCCGCCCCAUCUCUCCUCCACACUUUCCUCUCCGCCUCAAUCUCCUCCGAUAACUUCCAUAUAAUCACUCCUUUCUCUCAUCAACAUCAUCGCCUCGCCGUUUCCCAUUCACUCCACAUCGACGUCUCUCUUUCCACGUCUUCCCUCCAUACCCAUCUCUCCGAUACCAUUCAAGCCGAACUCUCCAAAUCACCAUCUUCACUCCGUUCCUCUCUCGUCUCGAUUCCUCACUCCCCGAUAGAUCAAAUCAUACGGCAUGACUUCGAAAAAGAAAAACCAGUUCAAGGGGUUUACAUAUAUCUCUUCAAUUUAGGCCAACAAUCAAAACCUUACGCUUACAAUUACGGAUAUGGGGAUUCAUCGCCGGCGUUUACUAAAUGCUUAGGCACCAUUUGGACAGGUAAAGAACGCUAUAUAUGGAUCGAUCUGGCUGCCGGUCCGGUUGAUUAUGGGCCUGCUUUAUCUGGCGAGGGGGUUUUGCCUAGAGGUGAAUCUCAUCCUUUAGCAGCACUUCACGGAGGACCCAAAUCUCAGAAAGCAUUUCUGGCUGAAAUGGCUUCACUGGUUUGGAAUGCUUAUCAGGUACUUCUUGUCCCUUCAUUAAGAAUCCCAGUUCCAUUUGAGAAUUCCUUACUAGUACAGUUCAUACACAUUCAUGGUUCUGAUCAUAAAGAUACCAAUGGUUUGGAUUGGAAAACAAUCGAGAGGAAUUUCAUGGAUGAAGCCAAAGAUGGUGGGUUAUUAUUGGGUGAACAAUCUUUAAAGUUCAAGAAUUACGAUAUCCUUUACACAGACUGUUCAAUUUGCUCAUUUGCAAUUUCAAGAGCAACCACUUCUUACACAUCUAGAUUCCUAUUUGAUAACUACACAUUGAUAGUCAGCGAAUACCUAGAUUCGAAGAGGUUACAUCAGAUACUGUCUGAUUCUAACGACGAGCUGAGGAGAAUUGCUGGUUUCCCAGAAGAUGAAUUGGGCAGAGUUCUCCCUGUUUAUGUUUUCGACCUUGAUCUGAACACCAUCUUAAUGCUGGAUCGUUAUCAUCAGUCUGUUUCGUUCAAAGACAUGGUUAUUGCUGUUCGAACCAAGAACACGCAGACUGUUAGCGAUUAUAGCUGCAACGGUCGAAACAUGUUCAUUCAAACCCGUGACCUCGAGAGGCCUCUGGUGGGGUCGAUCUUGCAGAGCAUGUGGGGAGUUUCUCCAACCCAUUUGGUUUGGAGUCCUAGCCAUAACACUACUUUGGUUGACUAUACAUGGAGCGUUGGACAGACUCCGUUUGGUCCUUUCUCGGAGCUUUCGUCGCUCUCUUUCGUGCAGAAAGAUUCGGCUAGGAGGAAUCUCUUGCUGACUAGUUUGAACAACAGCAUUACGAGUGCAAUUGAUAUUCUGGAUUCGAUAAAAGGGCAUGGAGGGGAACAUAAGCUUCUUAAGAGUCAAUAUAGUGAAUUUGUGCAGAGAUGGAACUUGUUUAAGUAUAAGCUGGAUAAGGGUGUUUCGGCCAUGUCUCGAUUGGAUUUUGAGACGGGGUUGUUUUAUUUGAGAUCGUCUGAUCACGAUCUGUAUGGGAUUCACGAAAUGGUGUAUAGGGCUUCUCAAGAUCUGGAGGCGACGCUUGUUUGCUUUAAGGAACCGCCGUUUCCAUGGAGGAAUGUUUCGAUUUAUGGAGGUGUGUUUUUUGUUGUUGUUUAUGUUUAUAUUAAGAGAAACAAACUGAUAAGUGGUGGAGGGAAAAGGAAGCAAUUCUGAUUCUGAUUUUGUUUUGUAUUCUUUCAAUUUGCUCUGCAUUUUAUUUUUAGAACACAUUAAUAUGAACCACCAACAACAAUAGUAGAUCAAUGUUUUCCUCA
Messenger RNA from Impatiens glandulifera, 2223 nucleotides. RefSeq lists its product as uncharacterized. The record is from RefSeq and is a predicted model, not a curated record. Lineage: Eukaryota; Viridiplantae; Streptophyta; Magnoliopsida; Ericales; Balsaminaceae. The coding region runs from base 113 to 2122 and encodes 669 amino acids. The transcript has a single exon.